Mercenaria mercenaria is the source of this 837-nucleotide messenger RNA. Its product is annotated as putative deoxyribonuclease TATDN2. The record is from RefSeq and is a predicted model, not a curated record. Lineage: Eukaryota; Metazoa; Mollusca; Bivalvia; Venerida; Veneridae. Bases 1 to 837 code for a protein of 278 amino acids. Gene Ontology annotation, molecular function: hydrolase activity, acting on ester bonds. The transcript has a single exon.
AUGCGUGAGCUGGGAGAGGUGCUGAACAAGCGUGAGGAAGAUCUGACGCUCCGUAAUCAUGGAAGCAGUGUUCUUUCCUUAAUCGAAUGGAGCAGGCUCAUUUCUUUGGUUUCGUUGUUAAGACCGGAACAGCGUGACACCUUCAGGGAGCUAUUCGAGCCAUCUGAAGAGGAACAACUUCGACUGCCUAAACUCGCAGUUGGGUUUGACAGCCACUGUCAUCUAGACCGGACAAUGGAGAAACUGAGGAAACGAGAGAAGAAUCUCUCAAGUAUUCUGGAUGGCUCGUCAACCUUACCAGAAUAUGAGAUCGAGGUACCAAGGGUUGUUGGCGUGUUUUGUAACCCAGAAACUUACCCCUCUAAAACAGAGAUAAAGAACUGGGUCAGUCAAGGAGUUUGUCCUGCUAUUGGAUGGCAUCCCCGGAAAACCUCGGGGACUGAAGAGGACUGGAGACUGUUCAGGGAUCGCCUGAAUAUGCCCGAAGUGGUUGCUCUAGGGGAAGUUGGCUUGGAGCGCAAUGAGCCACCAAAUCAGUGGUAUGCCCAGAUGUUGAAGCUAGAGAAGGCGUUAGAUUGCUUAGGACCAAACCAUGUCCUAGUGUUACAUUGCAGGAGUGUGGGGACAGAAUCCGACGAAGCUUGGCUGACUGUCCUCAUGAUUCUGAAAGCGCAUCAGGCAGUGGGUCGGGAACGCCUUAUCCACUGUCAUUGCUUUACGGGCAGUCGCUCCUUGGCAGAGAGAUUGAGUGCGGAGUACCCAAACACGUACUUCGGUUUCACUUCGGUGGUGCCAAAUAUAAGGAGCCUGGGGACCAUGACAGGUUGGAUUGGGUAA